Schizophyllum commune H4-8 is the source of this 483-nucleotide messenger RNA. RefSeq names its product 60S ribosomal protein L22. Lineage: Eukaryota; Fungi; Basidiomycota; Agaricomycetes; Agaricales; Schizophyllaceae. The coding region runs from base 81 to 434 and encodes 117 amino acids. The record is from RefSeq and is a predicted model, not a curated record. Gene Ontology annotation, molecular function: structural constituent of ribosome; RNA binding. Gene Ontology annotation, cellular component: ribosome. Gene Ontology annotation, biological process: cytoplasmic translation. The transcript has 5 exons.
CGCGCCUUUCCCCACACCCUCGUCCCCCUCACCUUACAGCUUUGCUGAGUCCCCUUCUCAGUAGGCAUAUAUAAAUCAAGAUGGUUAAGCCCACGACCUCCCCCAAGCAGAAGUUCAUCAUCGACAUCUCGAAGCCCUCAGAGGAGGGUAUCUUCGAUGGUGCCGAGUUUGAGAAGUUCUUGCACGACCACAUCAAGGUCGAGGGUAAGGCUGGCAACCUCGGGGACGCCAUCAAGGUCACCCGCGAUGGCAAGAAGAAGGUCAUCGUGACCGCCAACAUCCCCUUCUCCAAGCGCUACCUCAAGUACCUCACGAAGAAGUACCUCAAGAAGAGCGGCACCCGCGACUUCAUUCGUGUUGUUGCCACCUCCAAGGACAACUACACCCUCAAGUUCAGCAACACCCUUGAGGAGGAGGAGGAUGACGAGGAGUAGAUGCUUCCGCUUACUAUGCCACAUGCAAUACAUGCAUCAUGACCGACAA